AUCUCUCAUCCGAACACACGGAAUAGUUUCAACGUCUCUAAGCUUUGAAAAGCAUUAGUUCAUCAUAAAAAAAUAAAAAUAAAAAUAAAAUAAAAAAUAAAAAUAAAAAAAAGCUUUGAAAAGCAUGGAAGGCAGAGCAACAUAUUUAUCAAAUCUCCUGCAGAAUUGCAUAGACAAGAAAUCCCUUUUGUCUGGCAAGCUUAUUCACGCUUUUCUACUACGCCGCAACGGCCUCUUUUCGAAUACUUUCCUCUCCAACCGCCUCGUCGAGUUGUACUCGAAGUGCGGCAAUAUCGAGUACGCACACAGAGUGUUUGAUAAAAUGCCGCACCCAGACGUCUACUCUUGGAAUGCCAUAUUGGCUGGUUGCUCUAAAUUUGGGAGUUUAGGGGAUGCUCAGGAGUUGUUUUUGAGAAUGCCGGAGCGAAACACUGUUUCGUGGAAUACUCUGAUUAGUGCCUUGGUUCGACAUGGGCAAGAAGAAACGGCAUUGGGGGUUUACGAUACAAUGAUUUUGGAGGAAUUCAUGCCUACCCGGUUCACGUUGGCGAGUGUGUUUAGUGCGUGCGGAGCGUUGUUGGAUGUGGAGCAUGGUAGGAGAUGUCAUGGUCUUGUUAUCAAAAUUGGUCUUGAGGAGAAUAUCUAUGUUGCCAAUGCUUUACUCUCCAUGUAUGCAAAAUGUGGACUUAUUAGGGACGCGGUUCAGGUUUUUUCUGACAUGGAUGAGCCUAAUGAGGUUACUUUUACAGCUAUGAUGGGAGGGUUAGCGCAGACGGACAGAGUCAUGGAGGCUGUCGAAAUGUUUAGAAUGAUGUGCAGGAAAGGGGUUCGUAUUGAUUCCAUCUCAUUGUCGAGCAUCUUGGGUGUUUGUGCCAAAGGAGGAGGUGGCGAGUUUGGUGUUGGUGAUCAGAAUGAUGGGAUUCCAUGUAAUGUGAGCGGACAACAAAUACAUGGGCUUACAAUUAAACUUGGAUUUGAGGGAGACCUUCAUGUGAACAAUUCAUUGCUCGAUCUGUACGCAAAGAAUGCGGAUAUGAAUAGUGCCGAGAAGGUUUUUGCUAGUUUACCUGAAGUUAGUAAUGUUUCUUGGAAUGUCAUGAUAGCCGGGUAUGGCCAGAUACACCAGAGUCAGAAAGCUAUAGAAUAUCUGCAAAGGAUGCGAUCUUGCUGUUUUGAACCAGAUGAGGUUACUUAUAUACACUUGCUUGCAGCAUGUGUCAAGUCUGGUGAUAUAAAAAGUGGACGCAAAAUGUUUGAUAACAUUUCAUGUCCAAAUGUGAGUUCAUGGAAUGCCAUUCUCUCUGGAUAUUUCCAGACUGGUGAUCAUGAGGAGGCGAUAAAGCUGUUCAGGGAAAUGCAGUUCCAAAAUGUACAACCUGAUCGAACAACUUUGGCAAUUGCCCUCAGCUCCUGUGCCGCAAUGGGGCUUCUGGAGGCUGGAAAAGAGGUUCAUGCUGCCUCCCAAAAGGCAGCCUUUCAUACAGAUAUAUAUGUUGCAAGUGGACUUAUUGGCAUGUAUUCAAAGUGUGGUAAGACAGAAAUGGCAAAGCAUAUAUUUCAUAGUAUGCUUGAAUUAGAUAUUGUUUGUUGGAACUCUAUGUUGGCAGGCCUUUCACUCAAUUCUCAAGAUAAGGAAGCUUUCACUUUCUUUAAGCAUAUGCGGGAAGAUGAGAUCCUUCCUACCCAAUUCACUUAUGCUACUGUACUGAGUUGUUGUGCAAAGCUCUCUUCUUCGUUUCAAGGGAAACAGGUUCAUGCUCAGAUGACAAAGGAUGGAUAUAUGAAUGAUGUCUUUGUAGGAAGUGCUCUCAUUGAUAUGUAUUGCAAAUGUGGUGAUGUGGAUGAGGCCCGAAACUUUUUUGAUACGAUGCCUAGCAAAAAUACUGUUACUUGGAAUGAAAUGAUACAUGGGUAUGCACAAAAUGGACGUGGAGAUGAGGCCGUUCUGCUUUACAGGGACAUGAUUGAAUUGGGUGAAAAACCUGAUGGUAUAACUUUUGUUGCUGUUUUGACUGCUUGUAGCCAUGCCGGAUUGGUCGAUGAAGGCAUUGACAUAUUCAAUUCAAUGGAACAAGAACAUAGAGUGGUGCCUGUUUUGGAUCAUUAUACGUGCAUUAUUGAUGCUCUAGGCCGUGCUGGUCGUUUCCAUGAAGCAGAAGUCCUAAUAGAUGAGAUGCCAUAUAAAGAUGAUCCAGUUAUAUGGGAGGUUUUGCUUAGCUCUUGCAGGGUUUAUGCUAAUGUGCGCUUAGCUAAAAGGGCAGCAGAUGAACUCUUCCGCUUGACCCCACAUAAUUCAGCCCCUUAUGUGCUUCUCGGCAAUAUUUAUUCUUCUUUAGGAAGAUGGGACGAGGCAAGGGAAGUGAGAGAUAAAAUGAGUGAUACACAGGUUGUUAAGGACCCAGGUUAUAGCUGGAUUGAAUACAACAAGGGAGACCGAACUGGUUAUGGCGGGUGAUAAUUUCAUUGUGGUUGAUGAUGAAGUUGAAGUAGCAAGUAACAGAAAAUCUUUCUAUCAUGCCUAGCCCAAAGUCAAAAUACUUCUACAGGGGCAUGCCUUGGUGCUUCUUCAUGGAAUCAUAUGGUAUUCUCCUUGUGGAAGCUCGGGAACUAUAAAACAGAAGGUUGAAUGCCGCGGCAUCCUUCUCUCAAGAGCCUCGUUAGCCCUGGAAGGUUUGAACAAGUGAAAGGGAGGGGUUUGCCGGCUAUGCAAGAAUCGGAUGUGCUAUGUUGUAGACAUGAAAGCAUAAUAACUCAACAGCAGGGAUAUCCCUUGAAUCAGACAAGGAAAGAGAGCGUAGGUUCCGUUGUUCUAGUGCUGCAGACUAAGUACGGGUUUCCUUUUUUAUCAACAAGAAUACAACUUACAAAAGGGCAGCCCCAAUUCAAGGGACGGGGGAGGAAACGAGGAAAUUCAUGCCUGCAGGAUGCCUGAUCUCGUAGCGGACUAAACUCUCUUCAUAUGUACGGACACAGUUCGUCUGAGACAGAAUUUAGCUCGUCUCGAAAGUAUAGUAGCUGUAAACCCAUAAGAUUUUGUAAUAGUUUCAACCAUACGAUGAUUUUGGUUCAAAUAUUAACUUUAGGUCAAACAAUAAAGGCACAUAUGUUUGUGA
This is a messenger RNA of Malus domestica (apple), 3113 nucleotides long. RefSeq names its product pentatricopeptide repeat-containing protein At4g20770. Lineage: Eukaryota; Viridiplantae; Streptophyta; Magnoliopsida; Rosales; Rosaceae. Gene Ontology annotation, molecular function: protein binding. The record is from RefSeq and is a predicted model, not a curated record.